Molecule: messenger RNA, 1155 nt
Organism: Ambispora leptoticha
Lineage: Eukaryota; Fungi; Glomeromycota; Glomeromycetes; Archaeosporales; Ambisporaceae
Source: the annotation of a GenBank genome assembly
AUGAAAAAUAAUGCCGAAUUAUCAAAUCUGUUAAGUGCCACGCUAGAAUCUAUGAGUCCGCCAUUUCCUCCUGAAAUUACGGCAGAAGAAAUAAUAGUUCCAAAACAAGACGGCAAAGCACCAACAAAGGCGCCAAAUAAUUUUUUGAUUUAUCGUAAAGCAUUUGUUAAAACAUUAAAUUCAAAAGGUAUAUUUCUCCCUAUGAGAGCAAUUUCAUUAGCUAUUUCCAAAAGAUGGAAAUCCGAACCGGCUUGGAUUAAAGAUGCAUAUACUCAAAUCGCCAACGAAGCAGGACAGCUAUUGAACGAGCGUCAUUACGGUUUAUGGGAUUCAUAUUUGAUUACCGAUUGCCAUAUAAAAGCUUCUUCUAGACCUGCAGGAGUUGUAGCUCGUCCUCGUAUCAAAUCAAGUUAUUUAACUCAACCAAGACCGAAUUUGAAUACUAAACUAAACAAGGGCAGCAAAAGGCUUGUUGAUCGUCAUCAAUCAAAAGAACUUUGUCCAUCGAUCGAUUCAAUGAUAUCCGAAUUUAAUGUUAAAGAGAUUGAUCUCAACAUGAACAAAAGAAACUUUAAUUCCCAAAAGGUUGAUUUCAAAAAUCAACAUUGCUUGGAAACCGUUGUUUCAAGUGUUUCGGGAGAACAAAAAGUACUAAUACAACCGAAUAGUGUUGAUUCGGAUGGAAAAAUUAAAAACCUGAACCAGCCAAUGGAUGAUCCCCAAGUUUUCAAAAAAUACGAUGAUUCUUCUCAAAAUACGCCGCCAAUAACUCCUGAGCACGAAGCUCGACCGCCAUAUAUGUCAUCACAAUCAUCUUCGACAAAUGACUCCAAAGAAGACAUCACUUGUGAAAAGCAAAAUGAAAAUGUAGCGGAAUCAACUUAUAAUGAAUUUUUGCUCACAGAAAUGAACGCUGAAUCGUCCGCUUAUUUUUACAACCAUUCGUUUUCGAACGCACUAGAAAACUUUUAUUUUGUAAACGAGUUUUCUUCUUCUGAGGAACAAUUUCCUUACUAUACUCCAAACACUGAUUGCGAAUUAGAUCCACUAGAAGGAUCCUUCAACAUUGAAUUACUUGGCAAUAAUAUUUCGAACCUUGCAGUUCAGUCAUCAAAUCAAUUUUUCUUUGUUGAAAGAUCCCCAUGUUACAAUUAA